AUGGCGCAACCGACAGCAGAGAAACUCCCGGCGUAUGCCGCUCCAGCACCGGGAGGGCUGGACGACCACACCUCAGCAUCGGACACGAAGGGAGACCUCACGCAAAUUGACUCAGCAGAGGUACAGGACUUUGUCUACGUCCCCGACACGGAGGAGGAGCGCAAACUCGUGCGCAAGAUCGAUAUCCGCCUCAUCCCCAUGCUCUGGGUCAUGUACAUUCUGAACUACCUCGACCGCUCAAACAUUGGAAACGCGAAAGUUGGCGGAAUGGAGCAGGACCUGCAGCUCGACAGCACAAAGUACUCUGUUGUGCUGCUCAUCUUCUUCAUCGGAUACCUACUCUUUGAGGUGCCUUCCAACAUGAUCCUCGCGCGCUCACGGCCGUCGCUCUUCCUCCCCGCGCUCAUGUUUACGUGGGGAGGACUCUCGAUCGCCCCCGUUGGCAUUCACAACUUUGGCGGCAUGGUUGCGUUCCGCUUCAUUCUUGGCCUGAUCGAGGCCGGUUUCUUCCCUGGAGUCAUGCUCCUGCUUAGCUGCUGGUACAAGCCGCGCGAGCUGUCGAAGCGCAUUGCGCUGUUUUACACCGCCGCCCUGCUCUCUGGCGCCUUUGGCGGUUUGCUCGCCGGCGGCAUCAUUAGCAGCCUGAACGGCCGCUCGGGGAUUGCGGGAUGGCGCUGGCUGUUCCUGAUCGAGGGGCUCAUGACUGUCUUUGUUGCCGUUGUGGCCGUGUUCGUCCUCCCCGACUACCCCGCGACGACCAAGUGGCUCACGCCGCGCGAGCGCCAGCUCGCCACGAUGCGCCUGCAGGCGCCCGAGUCGCAGGGCGAGGAGGAGCCGCACAUGGGCCACUGGAAGGCGUUCCUCGCCUCGAUCUCGGACCUCAAGACCUGGGUGUUCGUCAUCAUCUACAACCUCAUCAAUAUGGUCGGCACGAUCCAGUACUUCUACCCGACCCUCAUGCAGUCGCUCGGGUACACGGGCAAGAUGGCGCAGUACAUGACCGUCCCGAUCUACACGGUCACGCUCGUCGUGAGUGUCAUUUGCGGCUUCAUCGCCGACCGGACACACAACAAGGGCCCGAUCACCAUGUUUGGGUGUGCGCUUGCGUGCGUGUCCUUCAUCAUCACCGUCGCCGUGCCCAACGAUCACGCAAAGUACGCCUUCAUCUGCUUCGGCGCGGCGGGCAUCUGGACAGCAGUUCCGUGCUGCCUCUCCUGGGCCGUGACCAUGUUUGACGGGCGCGAGAAGCGCGGCGUCUCCAUCGCCCUCAUCAAUGGACUGGGAAACCUCGCAAGCGUCUAUGGGUCUUGGUUCUGGCCCUCGGACACGGCGCCAAAGUACAUCAUGGGCUUUGCGCUGUGCUCGGGCUUUGCUGGGUUCGUGUUCUUUGUCACUUGGUUCGCCUACUGGCGCUACGGGGACAAGGGCGUGCAGCGCAAGUCAUAG
This is a messenger RNA of Trichosporon asahii var. asahii CBS 2479, 1446 nucleotides long. RefSeq lists its product as uncharacterized. Gene Ontology annotation, cellular component: membrane. Gene Ontology annotation, molecular function: transmembrane transporter activity. The transcript is spliced from 2 exons. Gene Ontology annotation, biological process: transmembrane transport. The coding region runs from base 1 to 1446 and encodes 481 amino acids. NCBI's taxonomy places the organism in Eukaryota, Fungi, Basidiomycota, Tremellomycetes, Trichosporonales, Trichosporonaceae. The record is from RefSeq and is a predicted model, not a curated record.